AUGGACAUAGCUUACCUGAACAAGACCUGGUUCCUGCGUGGAAUGCACAAUGGAAAGCACAUCUAUCGCUUUGAACAUCCCACAUUUGGCAUCUCGAAGGUCCUUCUACCGAACACCGACCUCACAAGCACGAACAGCCGAGAUGGAAUCCUAUUUCUUCCCACGGCUGAUCAAUUGUUCAUGGAUGGAGGCGAUGCCAUGGUCGAUGAUGAACAAGGACGCGAAGAAGGAGAGCCUUCAUCAAGGAAAACAAGCGAGCUUGGGGAGUUCGACUUCAUCCCCUACAACGCAAGUGGAAGCGUUUCGGCGAUCAUCAAGGCGCACGAGCACAUAGGCAUGCUUCAAAAGUGGUGCAAGAAACAAGAUGAGGUGAUCAAAAGCUCACCGAGACAGUCAAUGUCCUCAAGGAGCAAAACUCUCUUGCAAGUCACCAAGCAACCAAAGGCCGCAUCACCAACAAAACCGUGGAGCCGGCGUUAA
Messenger RNA from Microthlaspi erraticum, 480 nucleotides. NCBI's taxonomy places the organism in Eukaryota, Viridiplantae, Streptophyta, Magnoliopsida, Brassicales, Brassicaceae. The record is from the annotation of a GenBank genome assembly.